CCCACGCCCCCGCAUCGAUCCCUGCGCUUAGGAGCCCUGUUUCCACCCUGAGACCAUCCCCGGUCCUGACCGGACCCUUGAAGCCAUGACCACGCCCCUAGCCCGUGGCCACGUGCCCAGGAGCCCGGUUUCCACCCGGAGCCCGCCCCCAUCCCUGAUCCGCCCUCAGGAUCCCAGGCCUCGGGUGGCGGCAACCACAUCAUAAACGGCGAGGACUGCAUCCCGCACUCGCAGCCCUGGCAGGCGGCGCUGUUCACGGAAGACGAAUUUUUCUGCGGGGGCGUCCUGGUGCAUCCGCAAUGGGUGCUGUCAGCCGCACACUGUUUCCAGAAGUCCUACACCAUCGGUCUGGGACUGCACAGUCUUGAGGCCAGCCAAGAACCAGGCAGCCUGAUGAUGGAGGCCAACUUCUCCAUACAGCACCCAGAAUACAACAAACCUUUUAUCGCCAACGACCUCAUGCUUAUCAAGUUGAAAGAGUCGGUGCCCGGGUCGGAUGCCAUCCAGAACAUCAGCAUCGCCUCCCAGUGCCCGACCGCUGGGGAUUCUUGCCUCGUUUCUGGCUGGGGUCAGCUGAUGAAUGGCAGGCAGCCCCAAGUGCUCCAGUGCGUAAACAUCUCGGUGGUGCCCGAGGAGAUCUGCAGCGAGUUCUAUGCCUCCGUGUUUCACCCCAGCAUGUUCUGUGCCGGUGGAGGACAGGACCGGAAGGACUCCUGCAGGGGUGACUCUGGGGGCCCCCUGGUCUGCAAUGGGUCCCUUCAGGGCCUCGUGUCUUUUGGACAAGUCCAGUGUGGCCAACCCUAUGUGCCAAGCGUCUACACCAACCUCUGCAAGUUCACUGACUGGAUACAGAAAACCAUUCAGGACAAUUAACUUCUAGAACUUGGACCCAAGAAACUCACCCCCUAAAUAUAGGCUGCAGAAGGGAUUCAGGAAUUUGGAUUCCCAGUGCCUUCCUCCCUCAGGCCCAGGAGUCUAGGUUCCCAACCCCCUUCUCCCUUAGCCCCAGGGAUCCAAUCCCACCAAGAAUCUUUUCCUGUACUCAGUGCCCCCUAGUGGCACAAUGUUGACCCAGCCUUACCAGCGGCAGAGAAAGUUGGUGUUUCACUUUUGUUCCUU
This is a messenger RNA of Prionailurus viverrinus (fishing cat), 1119 nucleotides long. RefSeq names its product kallikrein related peptidase 4 (gene KLK4). Gene Ontology annotation, biological process: proteolysis; extracellular matrix disassembly; amelogenesis. Gene Ontology annotation, molecular function: serine-type endopeptidase activity. Lineage: Eukaryota; Metazoa; Chordata; Mammalia; Carnivora; Felidae. The transcript has 4 exons. The record is from RefSeq and is a predicted model, not a curated record. The coding region runs from base 394 to 873 and encodes 159 amino acids.